AAAAAAGAGAAUGUUUAUGGAAAAAUCGGAUCUCUCCAUCCAACCAACCCCUUCGCCAGGCGCGCCAACGAACAAGUUUCAGGAACAGGGCUCAAGAAGCAGGAACAGGAAUGGCCAGUUAUAUAUAUCCCCAACCAGAGGAUCGUGUUGGCAGGGCAGGAGGAGACUGGGCCUUUGCCCUGAGAGCCGUAGCCCAUUUCCCGAGAUUUUGUUUCGAAAUACGAGCCACGAGUCGAGAGGGGAAGAAGAAUAAUGGUUGUGAAGACAAUGAUACUUGGCAGUUGGAACCAUGUCAGAUAAAAUCAGAUCAGCGGAAAAAACGAAAGAAUUUUCUCUCGACUGAAGUAUCUUUUGUUGGCGGUUGGCGGUUGGCGGUUGGCGGCUGGGCAAGCUGGCAAGCUGGCAAUUUGGCAGUUUGGCAGUUUUUGGCAGAUGGAUUUGCCCCAAUCCAAUGCAACCAUAUCCGGACACAAGAUAAUCCAGGCCGAGACAACCAGCGGUCCAAACAACAUGACAUAUCAUUGCCGGAGGCUCCACGGUGCCUGGUACCUAGGGACGCGGGGCGACUAGGCCCAACACGGCUAGGGCCGGAGGUGGUGAGAGUGUUUGUGGUAGGAGCGAGUGAGACCUACGCCGGCUGCCCCUUCCUGUUUCGCAGCGCCCGUCUCGCGGUUCCCCUGUGUGUGCCUGCGGCGAGUCUGUGGGCGAGGCUCCUCCUGCCUGGCCGGGCUAGUCUGUCUCUCUUUUCCAUCGCAUCCAAACCUCAUCUUCAACUUUAA
Blastomyces gilchristii SLH14081 is the source of this 779-nucleotide messenger RNA. RefSeq lists its product as uncharacterized. The transcript has 3 exons. The record is from RefSeq and is a predicted model, not a curated record. Bases 111 to 779 code for a protein of 222 amino acids. Lineage: Eukaryota; Fungi; Ascomycota; Eurotiomycetes; Onygenales; Ajellomycetaceae.